Molecule: messenger RNA, 2275 nt
Organism: Vitrella brassicaformis
Lineage: Eukaryota; Vitrellaceae
Source: the annotation of a GenBank genome assembly
GGAAAACCCUGGCGCAAAACUCAACAAGGAUUUCAACUGUCCUGUAGGACAUGGUUUCCUUUCCCAUUUAUCUUCAUCAGAACGUUCUCAUGGUGUGCUUCUCGCCCUUCUCCGGUCGUUCGCUGCGGAGAAACAAUUUCCUUAGGUCUUUUCUAGCCCAUUUCUCGACACGAGACCGGUCCAGAUCCACACACGAGCCCCGAACCCCUUUUUUACUGAUCGGACCGCCCCUAUGCGUAUGCAUUAAUGAAAGAAAGUGGCGUUUCCCGCUGCUUUUUCUGGGAUGUCCAGCUUUGGCAGCCGCAGGAUGCCCAUUGCGCCAGCGUUGGCGCUCGCUGUUGCUGCUUCCGUCGUGUUUCUCUUUCGUCUGCGUUCGCUACCGGUCUGGGUCAGUCACUUAAUGUGUCCGUCACCUGAUGAGAUUGCGGUGGCCAUACGAGGCGCAAUGGAGCGGACCACCCACGAGACAGAGCGAUUGCACCAUCCUCUCGAUCUGUACAAGAAUUUGAGGUGUCUGAGGGCACUCAUGCCGAGAGAAUGGACAGUGUGGGAAUCUGCGCCGUACUACGGUGCGAAUGUUUCGGUUCGCUCGACAAGCGAGGCGUCCAGAAGGGCAGAUGCGUUGUUUCCCGUCAGCUUCCGUCCAGGGCAAUUCAAGCCUUGGCUUGACUUUUUGGAUUCGGUGCUUGCCGAUGUUAGCCUGUCCUUUGCUGACGACAAUGCCUUUCUCGAGAGGCACGGGGCUUUUGGUGUCAUUGAGGGGUACUGCCGUCAUGGCUACUUCAAAUACGGUAAAACCCAUGACUUUCUCGGGUGCAUUUGCGUGAUGGUCACAUGUCCACCCCUAUGGAUUGGCGAUUUAUUUAUCGUGCAGGACAGUUCUGCACGGAGUACUGGAUCCCCUUUCUCUUGCAGACACUUCGUAUAGCCGGCAAGAAAGUGGUCACCGACUGCGACAAAGCUGACUUUAUAGUGUCUUGGUAUUUUCAGAAGGUAAAGAAGAAUAAGCGGCUUAUUGAUGCAGUCAAAUGGGAUGAUAAGUUUUACUACUUAUGCUCCUCUAACGUCCCUAGAUGCUGAGAAAGAACAAGGUAAUAAGGUAGGCUGCCGUGUAUUUCUUAUUCGCCUUUCGUACAGGUGUUUCGCCCUGGUGCCAUGUGGAGGGGUGUAAGCUCUUCCAAUCCACAGGGGCAUCGCCAAUUUCUGCAACGAUGGCCAGAAAAUUGCGAAAGAAGUUCGUUAAUGAGCCGUCUCGUUUCUGGUUUAUUCUAAGCAGUGGCCAGAUCAAGUAAGUCUUACUGUUCAGCUCAGGCACCCACCUAGAAGUAUAUUUGGCAUCUGAUCAAGUUUUGGUGCUUGAAGGCUCUACGUCAACAAAGCCUUCAUGCACCUGACGCCGCGAGUCUCGAAAUUUGCAGUGGAGGGCACCAACAAGGAUAUCCGGUUCUCACGAAGCAACGCGGUACUUGCGGUACUUGUCCCCAUAGUAAGUCUGUUUGCGUGUGUGUGUGGCUGCAGAUCAUAAUCCCCGGCUACGUGCAACUUGCAGAGAGACAGCGAAUUAUUGGGAUGACAGAUCAUACGCCCCUAAACGAUUCCAACAAUGCCAGUUCAGUUCGUCGACCCCUUCUGUUUGUCUACUGUGGGCACUUCCGGAGGAACGAGGAGAGGAGGUAUUUGAAGAAACUUAUCGAGUUGAAGCAAAUCAGACAAGAUGGCCAGAAGGUGUAUGUGGGCCACUGCAAGGUGGGGGCGUGGCAAUACACUGCAUGAGAAAGCGAGGCGCGAAGAGCCGAGCAUCACAAGCCAUGCAAAGGCGCACAAUGGACUGUCAUGCAGAUAAAAGACUUUGUUACGCGGCUGGUCUCAAGCAAAUACUGCGGCACUCCUCGCGGAAACACUCCCUGGACCUCGCGGUUUUACAAGAGCCUCGUGGCCCUCUGUGUGCCCGUGCUAUUCUCGCGCUCCUUCCUCCUGCCCUUCCGGCACCUGAGUGAGUCAACGGAUAAAGGCAUCAAGGGGACCUGGUUUUUAUGUCCGUUUUGCGUUUAGUUCCGUGGCACAGGUGGGAUUUCCCAUUCAAAUGCACACACAAGCGGCCACCACACACGGCUGGUAUAGUCGCGUUCAUGAUUAAGCAACUGUUGUGUGGUGUCUCACCUGGGCAGAGUCGUGGUGUAUCGCGAGAUGAAGAGAAGCGACGGAAGUAUCAAAAAAGCGCAUGAGUUUUGGUCUGACCUUGUCCAGAGAGAGCAUGAGCUUCACGAAAGGCGGC